UCCCCUUUAUGGGCAGUAACCAAUCGGAUGGGUGUGGUAGAGACAUAAAAACCAGGUACUUCUCAAAGCCUGAGCAUAUUUGUGCAGACGUUUCAUGAUCAGCUGUAUUAGGGAGCGACAUCAUUUGUGUUUUCUAUCGUUAGUUAGACACAGAAAACAUUGUCAAUGGCGUCAGGAAACUAUGGGGAAAUGAGCGGGGAGGAUAUGUGUGAGUACCUGAGAGAAAAAGGACUUGGAAGGUGGGCAGAUGCAUUUAAAGAAAAGUCUGUUAUCAAGCUGCGGGAGCUCAAUGGUGGUGUUCUGGUUGGGAAGGGCAUAUAUCAACCUGAGGAUCGUCAGAAAAUCUUGGAUAGUAUCUUGAAGAUCUGGCCAGCAGCUCCCAAGGUGUUUAAUGAUCCAAUCCACGGACAUAUGGAGUUGCACCCUCUUCUUGUCAAGGACACUCAAGUGGUAAUUGGGUGAUGACUUUUUAUUGGUGUUUGCUGUAUGCUUUGGUGAAGGGUGGGGUACUUAGCAGGAGAGCUUGUGAAAGCUCUGAAGGAAAAGCAGGAUCUCAACAUCACUGACAGAGACAUCCUUUGUGUUAAGAUUGCUGGGCUAUGCCAUGACCUGGGACAUGGACCCUUUUCCCAUGUUUUUGAUGGAAUGUUCAUCCCCAAAGUAACACCCCCAUCUGGUCCACUAGGU
This is a messenger RNA of Trematomus bernacchii (emerald rockcod), 687 nucleotides long. Its product is annotated as deoxynucleoside triphosphate triphosphohydrolase SAMHD1-like. Lineage: Eukaryota; Metazoa; Chordata; Actinopteri; Perciformes; Nototheniidae. Bases 166 to 462 code for a protein of 98 amino acids. The record is from RefSeq and is a predicted model, not a curated record. The transcript is spliced from 5 exons.